Molecule: messenger RNA, 1116 nt
Organism: Caenorhabditis briggsae
Lineage: Eukaryota; Metazoa; Nematoda; Chromadorea; Rhabditida; Rhabditidae
Gene: Cbr-smd-1
Product: Protein CBR-SMD-1
Exons: 4
Coding region: 1-1116 (371 amino acids)
Biological process (GO): spermidine biosynthetic process; spermine biosynthetic process
Cellular component (GO): cytosol
Molecular function (GO): adenosylmethionine decarboxylase activity
Source: RefSeq, a predicted model, not a curated record
AUGUCUGCUACUGCUACCAUCUGCUCCGAGAAGAACUUCGCCGUUCAAACCCAUCCUGUCAAGGCUCCUGAUGAGGAAUACUUCUUCGAAGGAGCCGAGAAGCUUCUGGAACUCUGGUUCUGCUCCACCAAAGGGAUCACUGACACAUCCUUAAGAUCAAUUCCAAGAUCUGAAAUCGACAAUAUGCUCGAUGUCGCAAGAUGCAAGAUUUUACACUCUAAACACAAUGAAUCCAUCGACUCCUAUGUCCUCUCAGAAUCCUCACUCUUUGUCUCAGACAAUCGAGUGAUUCUGAAGACGUGCGGAACCACUCGGCUUCUGGCUGCUCUCCCGGUCCUCAUGCAGCUGGCGGGAACCUACGCUGGGUUGGAUCAAGUGCAAUCGGUGUACUACUCGAGGAAGAACUUCUUGCGUCCGGAUUUACAACCAAACCUUCAUAAGAAUUUUGACGCUGAAGUUGAGUAUCUCGAUAGCUUCUUCGAGGAUGGACAUGCAUACUGCUUGGGAUCGUUGAAGCAGGACAGAUGGUACCUGUAUACAUUCCAUCGGGAGGUGGAGUUCCCGGCUAACAAGCAGCCGGACCAUACUUUGGAAAUCUUGAUGAGCGAUUUGGAUGAGGAGGUCCUUCAUAAGUUCACCAAAGAUUUCGCUGUGGAUGGAAAGGAUUGCUUCAUGCGCGCCGGCAUUGACAAGAUCAUCCCAGCAGGUGCAGACGUGCACGACGAGCUGUUCGAUCCAUGCGGCUACAGUAUGAACGCCUACAUAAACGAUACGGAUCAAUACGCCACGAUCCAUGUGACGCCGGAAAAGGAAUUCAGUUUUGCGUCGUUUGAAACUAAUCAAGACUUGGUUUGUCUGUAUUCUCAGACUAGAAAGGUCUUGCAGUGUUUCAGACCAAACAAGAUUCUGAUGACCGUUUUCGCCAACGACAUCUCCGUGAAGGGAAAAGACGCUCAACAGCAACUCUGGGACCGCGAGUUGCCUGGAUACAGACGCACCAAUGUGCAGUUUGUGAGACUUGAGACGGAAACUCUGGUCUAUGCGCACUUCGUGCGCAAAGCCCCACACGACUUGACAUCGUCGAGCGACGAGGACGACGGCGAGCGCUCCGACUAA